This is a messenger RNA of Procambarus clarkii (red swamp crayfish), 5245 nucleotides long. RefSeq names its product chloride channel protein 7 (gene ClC-b). The record is from RefSeq and is a predicted model, not a curated record. Gene Ontology annotation, biological process: transmembrane transport; chloride transport. Gene Ontology annotation, cellular component: lysosomal membrane; intracellular membrane-bounded organelle. Gene Ontology annotation, molecular function: voltage-gated chloride channel activity. Lineage: Eukaryota; Metazoa; Arthropoda; Malacostraca; Decapoda; Cambaridae.
GUGUCAGCUGCACCAAGACAAACACACUUGGCCCACACGCCCCCACUCCCAGUGUGUGUGUGGCGGCUCCCUUGAGUGCCUUCCUAAGCUCGCACUCGCACAUUUCUCAUAGUUCCUAUCCAUGAAGGUGGUUGUGUGUGUGGCGGGUAGCGUACAAUGAGCUGGAGAGACGUGUUGGUGAUCACUGUGAGGGAGAACAGAGAGAGAACUGUGAGGUGAGGCAGAACACGUGAUCUGGUGCUGCUGGUGGAGACUCGAAUCUCGCAAGAUAUACGUUCUGGGUCUAGUGUGAAUUAUAUUCCCUCUCAGUUUGAUAAAUUUCAAAAUACUGUACAAGAAAAGAUUAUCAAGGCAAAUGGGGGGGACCUUUGACAUGCUGUCAGCUUCCUUUCCUCCUGAAGUCGUUAAAACAAUAUAAGAAGAUAACACAUGGUAUCCAUGUGUGAAAUAAGGGGAAAGUCUACUGAAGGAAAAUGGCUGCCAAUGAUGAAGCAUUAAGCUUCAUUAAUGUGCUGGAUUACCAGGAGGAUGAUGAGCAUCCUUCAUUAUGCUAUGAAGAUGAUGAUGACAGCAUCAUUGAGGAGGCGCAGCACUACACUAGUGGGCUAGAUGCACAUGAAGAAUCUGGGGAUGUUGUUGAUGGCUGCAACUCCACUGAAGUUGAAGACAAGGCAGAUAAAACUCAAAAUGAAACUCUAUCAGUGGGAAAUAGCACUUUCUAUCCUGACCAGCAGGAAAGUCCUUCAGAUGAAAACCGUGGUCAACUCAACGUUUUGUCAGCAGCCUAUGAGAGCUUGGAUUAUGAAAUCUGUGUUAAUUCUGCAUGGCUUGAUGAAGAGCGCACUAAAGGAUAUACAUUUGUGGUCAAGAAGGAUGUCGCCCGUUGGCUGGUUGUGUUGCUGACAGCUGUUCUUACUGCUUUAAUAGCUUGUGUUAUUGAUAUUACAAUUGAGAGUCUCUCAAAAUUCAAAUAUACAUGGCUGAAACAAUAUACUGAUUAUGGUGUCGAAAAGAACGUAUUAAUCAUUCCAUUUUUGCUGUGGGCUGCCUUGAAUAUUGGGCCAACCCUAAUAGCUGCCUUUCUUGGGUCUUGUGUGGAACCUGCGGCAGCAGGCAGUGGUAUUCCUCAGGUGAAGUGUUAUCUAAAUGGUGUGAAGGUGCCACGAGUUGUGAGAGUAAAGACCCUGCUCAGCAAAGUUGUUGGAGUCACCAUGUCUGUCCUUGGUGGCCUGGCUGUUGGAAAGGAAGGGCCCAUGAUUCACUCUGGAGCUGUAAUAGCAGCAGGUGUAUCCCAAGGGAAGACAACUUCUUUCAAGCGGGAUUUUGGUGUUUUCGAAUAUUUUCGGGAGGACCACGAAAAACGAGAUUUUGUAUCUGCUGGUGCAGCCGCUGGUGUUGCUGCAGCUUUUGGUGCUCCAGUUGGUGGGGUGUUGUUCUCCCUAGAAGAGGGAGCCAGCUUCUGGAACCAGGGUCUCACCUGGAGAGUGUUCUUUGGUGCCAUGAUGUCUACAUUUACCUUAAAUUUAGUCCUUUCAACCUACAAUGGAGUACCAGGUAAGCUUGCUUACAAUGGCCUACUGAACUUCGGCAAGUUUGAUGAUCUGACCUAUGAAAUUUGGGAGUUUAUUCCCUUUCUGCUGAUGGGAGUCAUGGGAGGCCUACUGGGAGCACUUUUUAACCAUAUCAACCUAAAACUCACUGCUUUCAGGAUGAGAUAUAUUAAUAAGCCAUGGCAGAAAAUAUUAGAAGCAGCAGUGGUUGCCUUUGUUACAGCUGGAGUGGCAUUCCUCAUGAUAUAUUUGAUUCACGAUUGUCGUCUUAUUGACCCUGAUACUGCCACAUAUCCUAUUCAGAUGUCUUGUGGUGUUGGUGAAGAAAAUGCAGUUGCAUCAAUUUGGUUUCAGACUCCUGAAAAAAGUGUGCGAUCCUUGUUUCAUGACCCCCCAGAGUCAUAUGAAUGGUCAACCAUAGGUGUAUUCUUUGCGUGUUACUUCUUCUUAGCAUGUUGGACAUAUGGCCUGGGAAUCCCUUCUGGACUCUUUAUCCCGACACUUCUGUGUGGAGCAGCUUGGGGUCGGCUUGUGGGGAAGCUCAUGUCACUCUUCUUCCCUAAUCAGCAAUGGGCAAAUGAAGGUAAAUACGCACUGGUUGGAGCCGGAGCCAUGCUUGGUGGUGUUGUCCGCAUGACACUGAGUUUGACUGUAAUCUUGAUGGAGUGUGUUGGUAAUAUAACAUUUGGCUUACCAUUGAUGAUUAUUCUCAUGGUAGCUAAAUGGGUGGGAGAUUUCUUCAAUGAGGGUCUGUAUGACAUACAUAUUCAAAUGCAGGGUGUCCCAAUUAUGGCUUGGGAUGCUCCGCCUCUUUCAAAUAAUAUCUACGCUACUGAAGUAAUGAACAGACCUGUUGCAACCUUAAGGAGUGUUGAAAGUGUUAAACGAAUUGUGAACAUUCUCAAGCAGAACAAUUUCAAUGGCUUCCCAGUUGUAGAUGAUGUUCCAACUGAAGAAGAUACACGAUAUUUCAAGUCAUUUGGUACCUUGAGAGGUCUCAUCUUGCGUUCUCAACUCAUAGUUCUUUUAAAACACAAGGUUUUUAAUGAAAAUGCUGAGGUGUGGCAGAAUAGUCAAGUAGAUAUACGUCUCUUUCGCCUGUCCUAUCCACGGUACUUCACUCUAGACGAAGUUAAUUUGGAUCCUGAGGAUAUGAACUGCACAGUGGAUAUCAGACCAUUUUAUAAUCCCUCCCCAUACUCAGUAGUUACCUGCACUGCCCUACCAAGAAUGUUCAAUCUUUUUAGGGCUCUUGGUUUAAGACAUCUUGUUGUGGUUGAUGACAACAAUGGAGUUGUUGGUAUGGUGACUCGUAAAGAUCUGGUCAAGUACAGAAUUUGGAAACACAGAGGGCAGAUGGGUUUAGAAGAGCUUGUCAUUUAUAAUAAUGUGUCUUAAGGAUACUAUAUUUUCAAUCAUCGAUUAGAAUUAACGUUCCUAGAAACUUAAUUAAGUAUUUUUAAGGUUGUGAAACAAUAUCAACGAUUACAUACAUUAAGUUACAAGUUUCCAAUUAUGUUACUUAGUUAUAUUAUCCAAACUAUUUUCACUAUUAAUGAGAACAAAUAUUAUAACUUAGCUCUAGAUCUGAUGCACCUUAGUUGGCAAUAUUCUUUAUCUGUCUCUUUAAUUUGAACCAAAAAUAAAAAUUGUGAUUUAAUGUACAUAAUCAACAUUAAAUGCAUCUUUUCAUGAACAGAAAGCUGUGGAUGUUCUUGCAUGUGUUAACAGUAUUAAAUUGUUCAAUUGCUGAAAAGUUUGUUAAUUUAUCUAGAUGUUACAUAUAGUAUUUUCUAGAGAAAAAAUAUUGAUUGUGUAUGUUAUAUGAAUAAGAUCUGAAAGUCCAAUACUGUCCAAAACAAGAAAUGUUCUCAGGAAAUUCAAAAUAAGUCUCAGUCUGUUAGAUUGCGAGAAUUAGAGAUGGCAAAUCUAAAACUUUUUGUCAUGGUAAAACUGUUUUAAAGUUUCGCUUGUUCAGCAAACCUUCCUAGUGCAUGUAAACAAAGUCUUUCCUAUCUAAUUAAUUCCUGUAAAUCCCUUCAGAGCAAUGGUCAGAAAUCUCCUUCAAAUGAUGAGUGGCCAGGAAGUUCCUUCACUAAAAAUCCAGAAAUUCACUUACAGUGCAGGCCAGGAUAGAAAAAAAAUCAAGUAAUUUUAUUUAAACAAUCACAUCUGUUUUAUGCCCUUUAUAACAUCAUAAGGUAGGCGGUAAGGUUGUUUAUGUAAUGUUUUCUACUAAAUAUCAUGAUUUUAAACGAAAUACUGAUUUUAUUGUAUGCUAAUUCUGGUAUAUUUAAAAACUUUUAUUAAAGAAUCGGUUAAUUCUUGCAAAAGUAAUAAAUAAACUUUUUGCAAGAUUACUUAUUACUUUUGCAAGAAUUAAGGAUAUUAUAGAGGGCAUUGCGGCUGAGUGUACAGCGCUUGAGGGUCAUAGCCCUCAAGCUAUGAGCUAUGUCUAUGCUACUCUCCAAGCCAGUGCCUUAUACUUAUAGUCCACCCAGGACGCACUACACACACUGUAGUCAACCUGUUGCUCUACUGUAGCAACUGAUCUUUGCCCAGUCCGUCCUAAGAUUUCCCAACAUCAAGAAAACUAUCAAUUUAAAGUAUCCUCUCCUGACCUACCAGAGAACCCAAAACAGAAAACGGGACAGUACAGUACGUCACUUUCGCGAGCCGCUUCCAUUUUCUAGUCCGACAAUUUUUGGCCUUAGGUAAUGCAUACAAGAAAAAAAUGACGUUCUUUGCAGGAAAACAUUGCUUUGCCAGUGGUCUUGUUAUGGCUACCCAGCCCAGUUUAAUUUGAAGGCAUAAAGGGGAAGAAUGGUGAAAAGGAAUUUUAAAGUAGGUAGAGAGAAUUAAAAAUUCUAAAAGGUGAAAAUCAUUAGACAGAUGCAAAUCUCAAUACAAUUGGAUUUGAUGGUCUGAGAAGAUUGCAAGAUUGUAUGACAGUGAUACGUCGGUGAAUUAGGUGAACACAUGCUGGCGAUGAGUCACAAUAACGUGGCUAAAGUAUGUUGACCAGACCACACACUAGAAGGUGAAGGGACGACGACGUUUCGGUCCAUCCUGGACCAUUCAGACCAUUGUUAAUCGACUUGAGAAUGGUCCAGGAUGGACUGAAACGUCGUCAUCCCUUCACCUUCUAGUGUGUGGUCUGGUCAACAUACUUUAGGUGAACACAUCUUUGGCUGAAAUGUAAUAAAGCUGCAAGGUAUAUGCAAAAAUGAUUUUGUGGAGAAAGGGAAUGGAAUGGGUGUUGAAAAAUUUGUUAGAAGGCAUGAAAUAGUGGUAAUGUACCAGAUGACUGAAAAAGAGGAUUCCAAUUAUUUUCAUUUUAAAAAAGUACAAAAAUACAACUUUUUAUUGAAUCUAUUACAGUAUAUUGUUAAUUAAUAUAAUAUUUAUCUAGAAAUUAAGAAUAAUCAUUCCUAAAAUAUUUACAUGAAUUUAUAUUUUUAGGUAGUUUUUGUACUGUACUGUAGUUGUAAGAUAAAAAUUCUUAUGCAAAGGUUAACAAUAAUGAGAUUUUAGGACUAUGUAAUAUAUAUUUAACAAUACAUUGUGGUCCUUCAAUGUUUCCAUUUAAAGGUGUUGUAAAGCUAGUCUUUACAUAUACUGUAAGUGAGUGUGUGUGUGUAUAUAUAUAUAUAUAUAUAUAUAUAUAUAUAUAUAUAUAUAUAUAUAUACAUACA